AUGGUCACAGAUGUUAUUUUAGCAGAAAAUCCAUUGGCAAACAAGCUAUAUUGGAAGUGGAUUAAGAAGAUAAAGCUCAUCCCGAGAAUUGAGAAUUUCUGGUGGAGAAUCUAUCAUGGAGCUGUGCCAACCUUUGAGUUUCUUUUAAAAAGAAGAUUGACAUAUACUGAUAUAUAUCCUAGGGGAUGUAUAGAAACUGAAAACAUUAAUCAUUUAAUUGCCGCUUGUCCUAAACUGAGAAACAUUAUUCAUAUCAUCAAUGAAUGGGGAUUCAAUAUCCCGGCUUUUCAAUCAUUACAGGAUCGAUGUAGCUGGAUGGAAGGGAACGUUGGGAUUAAGUUGCUAGUUGCAAAAAUUUAUUGUAACAUUGUUUAUCUCAAUUGGAAAUCUAGAGGUAAAUAUGUUUAUGAUGGAAAAGAAGAUUCUAAUUCUUUUAUUGCAGCUCAAGCAAUUGCUCUAGCUUCAUUUGCUAGAAGAGUUUAUCCACAUUCGGGAAACUGGGGUGCUAACCAGCCGCAUAUGUUGUUUUUAAAUAAUUGGCACCCUCCUCCACCCGGUUGGCCAAAACUCAAUGUAGAUGUUUCAUUGUAUCAAUCAUAUGAAGCUACAGUUAGAAGGGUUUUCAAAGAUUGCAAGGGAGGAUUUCUUAUGGCUUUUGGUUUUAAAGGCUUACAUUGGGAUAUUUCUUGGUUAGAGUUAUUGGCGAUUCAAGCUUUGAAGAUUAUCUUGCAAGAAUGGAUGCUAGACUUUGAAGGAAAGCCUUCCACUGGUCCCAAGGAUUGA
Molecule: messenger RNA, 783 nt
Organism: Dendrobium catenatum
Lineage: Eukaryota; Viridiplantae; Streptophyta; Magnoliopsida; Asparagales; Orchidaceae
Exons: 2
Coding region: 1-783 (260 amino acids)
Source: RefSeq, a predicted model, not a curated record